GCCUCGCCCGGCAGAUCUAAUGACCGCUCCUUCGCCGCCGCCAACACCAACGGAAAUCGUAAGAAACAUCUUUCGGGGGAGAGACCGGUGACAAAGCUGAGGCUGUCCAAGCCGCUGAUGUUACCCGAGGGUACGACAGUCUACGACGCGUCCCUGAAGAUGGCGAAGGUGCGGGUUGACGUGGUGCUGCUCACGGACACCCAAGGCCUGUUAUCUGGCACUGUCACCAAGAAGGAUAUAUCCACACAAGUGAUUGCAAAGGGAUUGCAGGUGGAGCAAACCACCAUGGCUCAUAUCAUGACAAGAAGUCCUACUUGCGUCAUCUCUGACUCAAUUGCUUUUGAGGCAUUGCAGAAGAUGGUUCGAGGUAAAUCGAGACGCUUCCCACUUGUGGAUAAUGGCAAGGUUAUUGGUAUGCUGGACAUUGCAAAAUGCCUUUAUGAUGCUAUUUUAAGAUUGGAGAUGGCUCUCGACAAAGAGAGUGCGAUCGCAGCUGCAGUAGAGGGGACUGAGCCUCAAUUGGGUCGCAACUUCAAAGCUCCAUAUGAUUCCGUAAGAACCUUGUUUGAGCGGAUUUGCAAACCUUCUCUGUCAACCAUUGUCACGGAGGACGCAAAGGUAGUAAUUGUUUCCCCUUCAGAUUCUGUGUAUGUGGCAACACAGAGAAUGCGUGAGUUUCAAGUUAAUUAUGUGCUUGUCACUACAGGUAAAGCAGUUCAGGGGAUCUUUAGUUCAAAUGAUGUUCUUAUGCGUGUUGUGUCGCAGAAUCUUUCCCCUGAAUUGACCCGAGUAGAAAAGGUGAUGGGACGAAACCCUGGCUAUUUUACGUUAGACAUGCCCAUUCUUGAUGCACUACAUGUAAUGCAUGGUUGCAGUUUCUUGCACUUUCCUGUUCGUGACGGAGAGCAAAUCGUUGCUUGCCUGGAUCUCCUGCAUCUUACCCAUGCAGUCAUUCAAUUGGUUGAAGGAGGCAAUGAGACUGCUAAUGAUGGUGCAAACGAACUAAUGCAGAUGUUCUGGGACUUUGCGCUUGGUUUGGAGCCUCGAGAUGACAAAGUUGAUAGCGAUAGUGAAGCAUCAGAAGAAGCAUCAGAAGAAGCUGGGGAUGGACGUAGCACGAAUUCCCCUAUUGUUGCUACUUCAUUUGACUUUAAGCUUCAAGACCAUACGGGACGUGUCCAUAGGUUCACUUUUGGCUCGGAGAGCUUAGACGGGCUUGUGUCUUGUGUAAGGCAAAGGUUGAGUAUUGAUGAAAAGGACGUCAUUCAACUCUUGUAUGAAGAUGAGGAGGGUGACCAGGUGAUGCUGACAAUGGAUACUGAUCUUGCUUGCGCCGUGCUCAGUGCCAGAUCAGUUGGGUUGAAAGUUCUCAAGUUGCAUAUUGAGGUCAAGUCAAAAACAGGGGUGUUUAAACCGUUAGAGGAGUCAAGACCUCGCAGUAUGAAUGUAUUGCUUUCUAAAAUUGGGUUCAUGGCUGGUGCAGUUGGUGGUGGUGCGGCAGUCAUGGCCUGUUUGAAACGAUCCAGGGAAUGA
Molecule: messenger RNA, 1533 nt
Organism: Hordeum vulgare subsp. vulgare (domesticated barley)
Lineage: Eukaryota; Viridiplantae; Streptophyta; Magnoliopsida; Poales; Poaceae
Product: CBS domain-containing protein CBSCBSPB3-like
Exons: 14
Coding region: 118-1533 (471 amino acids)
Molecular function (GO): protein binding
Source: RefSeq, a predicted model, not a curated record